Messenger RNA from Adineta steineri, 927 nucleotides. NCBI's taxonomy places the organism in Eukaryota, Metazoa, Rotifera, Eurotatoria, Adinetida, Adinetidae. The record is from the annotation of a GenBank genome assembly.
AUGACACAAAUUGAAUCUAAAACACUUGAAAAUUUAACAGAUGAUGAUGACGAUGAUGAUCAAUUAAAUUCUUCGAAUAAAAUCAUUCCAACUGCUUAUAAAUCAAAUCAAUCAGAACUCAACGAAGAAGACACUUCAAAAAUAAAUAAUCAAUCGGAUUUUGAUAUCGAAAAUUUAAUAAAAUUAGAUUUAAAAAACUUUAUUAAUAAAUCAAUUCCAAAAGAAUAUGAAAAUUUUAUUCAAUGUCAUAUAAAACGUGAAAAAGAUGGUUUUUCAACAAUAUAUUCUUUAUAUUAUAUUGGACAAAAUGAAGAUGAUCAAAUUUUACUUUUAAAGGCACGAAAACAUGUAACAAUUGGUGGGCAUUCAGAAUUUCUUUUAGAAAUUUCUCUGGAAAAUUCCUUAACAAAAUUAAAUGAUGAAACAUCAAUUGCAAAAUUAAGAUCGAUAAAAAUUCUUCAACAUGAAUAUGUUCUUUAUGAUUAUGAAAAUAAUCAAGAAAAUAAACCACAAAUACUUGCCAUUAUUUAUGAUGAACAUAGAUUUGGAUCAAAAGAACCUCGAAAAUUCACAGUAUUGUUACAUAAUACAAAAGAAGAUCUUCGACAAUUCAAAGAAAAUGAAACAAUAAUUGAUGAAUGGCGAGCUGGACGUUCAAAUGAUUUAAUUGAAAUAAAAAAUAAAAUUCCAACAUAUAAUCAAGAAUUUCAAGUCUAUAGUCUUCCAAUGUUAAAUAAUCAUAUAAAAGAAGGAUCACAUAAAAAUUUUCAAUUAAUUUAUUUAAAUGAACAUAAUGAAGAAGAUAUAAUUAUGGAAUUUGGUCAUAUUAAUGAAAAUAGAUUUUCUCUUGACUAUCGUUAUCCACUAACAACUAUAGAAGCAUUUUCUAUUGCAUUAAGUUCUUUUCAUGAUCGAUUUCGUACUUAA